AUGGCUGUGCUGAAGGUCAAGUUCGAUCAGAAGAAGCGGGUGAAGCUGGCGCAGGGGCUGUGGCUCCUCAACUGGCUGUCGGUGCUGGCGGGCGUCGUGCUCUUCAGCCUGGGGCUCUUCCUGAAGAUCGAGCUGCGCAAGCGGAGCGACCUGAUGAACCACGCCGAGAGCCACUUCGUCCCCAACUCCCUGAUCGCCGCGGGGCUGCUGAGCUGCGCCUUCAACGCGCUGGCCGGCAAGCUGUGCUACGACGCGCUGGACCCGGCGCGCUUCGCCCGCUGGCGGCCCUGGCUGCGGCCGCUGCUGGCGCUGGGCCUGGGCUUGGCCGCGCUGCUGGCGCUGGCCGCGCUGGGCUGCUGGGCGCUGCGCGGGCCGCUAGAGGGCGCGCUGGCCGCGGGGCUGCGCAGCGCGCUGCGCUUCUACCGCGACACCGACACGCCGGGCCGCUGCUUCGUGAAGCGCACCGUCGACCUGCUGCAGAUCGAGUUCCAGUGCUGCGGCAACGCCGGCUUCCGGGACUGGUUCGAGGUCCAGUGGAUCAGCAACCGCUACCUGGAUUUCUCCUCCAAGGAGGUCAAAGACCGCAUCAAGAGCAACGUGGACGGGCGGUACCUGGUGGACGGCGUCCCUUUCAGCUGCUGUAACCCCAGCUCGCCCCGGCCCUGCAUCCAGUACCAGCUCACCAACAACUCAGCCCACUACAGCUACGACCACCAGACCGAGGAGCUGAACCUGUGGCUGCGCGGCUGCAGGGAGGCCCUGCUGAGCUACUACGGCAGCCUCAUGAACGCCAUGGGCGCUGCCACGCUCCUCGUGGGGCUCCUGGAGGGGAGCAUCACGGCGGGGCUGCGGUACCUGCACACCGCCCUGGAGAGCCUGUCCAACCCCGAGGACCCCGAGAGCGACAGCGAGGGCUGGCUGCUGGAGAAGAGCGUGCCCGAGACCUGGAAGGCCUUUCUGGAGAGCUUGAAAAAGCUGGGCAAAGGCAACCAGGUGGAAGCGGAAGGUGCCGACGCAGGCCAGGCCCCCGAGGCUGGGUGACGGCCCCCCCCU
Molecule: messenger RNA, 1053 nt
Organism: Perognathus longimembris pacificus (Pacific pocket mouse)
Lineage: Eukaryota; Metazoa; Chordata; Mammalia; Rodentia; Heteromyidae
Gene: Prph2
Product: peripherin 2
Exons: 3
Coding region: 1-1041 (346 amino acids)
Biological process (GO): visual perception
Cellular component (GO): membrane
Source: RefSeq, a predicted model, not a curated record